AUGCGGCGUGCAACAGGACAAUCCCUCGCUUUGGCUUUCAUCUUCAUGCUGGCAGUUAGGGACGUGUCUGCGGCACGGGAAGCUUUCAAUGUCGCUGAGAUGGUGACCCUGACGGCCAACAGCUUGCGGCAGAGUGACGAGUUUCACGAGCGCGUCGAGACUGUCACUGAAGCGGGCUCGUUUUCAAUGCAAACGAUGUGGGCGAAAGGGAAGGACAACCCACGAUUGGGUCAUCUGACAUGGCACAAUGCAACCAUCACUUUCCGUCAUGCCACUGGUGGGCCGGGAGAACCUGAGAAGUAUGUGGAAGUCACGGGCAUGGACAAACCCUACCGACUCCUUCCGGACGCGCUGGUCAUGAACAAGGCUAUCAAGACCAUGGCCGUUGUGGGAAUCGUGGGCUGGCAAGCCUUUGAUGGUGGCUCAUGGGGACCCAGCACGUACGGCAGGUCUGAGAUGUUGUGGAUCCGCACCGAGAUGAACCCCAUCAUUGGCCACACAACCAGCAGCACACUGUCCUGGCGCUAUGCUGGUUCGCCGGUCUACCGAAAGGGAUCUGGCAAGCCAUACUAUCUGUACAAGGGUGUGCAGAAAACCAUUGACAUCGAGAGCGUCAGCAAGGCAUCUGAACCAACACCUGCCUCCUUUUCUUUGGACAUCCCUGGGCAAGCUUCCAAACCGUUGAUGUACCCUGACCGCGAACUCAUGCUUCUCGUGGAUGCCAUGAUCGGCCAAAACACGUGCAUGAACAGCCCCAGCCAAUGUGCCUACCGCUGCCAGUAUGACCCCGAGAAUGACAUGUGUGGGCCACACGCAUUUUGCAACAAGGUCGACACAGAUGAGAUGUCCAUUCUGGCUCCAUUCGGCUCCCAACAGAAGUGCAAGGCAGUAGGCGGCAGCAGCCACGAGGAGGCUGAUGCGGCCAUCACCAAUGAAGCCAUCCCUACAUUGAAGAUGCUUGCCCUCAAUGUUACCAAGAAGUUGGCGGACAUGCCAGCUGUCGCCCAGUCGAGCGCCAGCGUGUCGACGGUGAAGAAAACGGCCGCUUUAUGGAAAGAAGCCGCGGACAUCCUGCAAGUCUUCGAGUCGCUUGCGGCAAGGCUGGGUCCUGAUGUGGGAAAGUUCACUGAUGGGAGCCAUCGAGUAAGUUCGACGGACAUGAAGUAUUGGCGCCAUCGGCAGGACCGACUGACGCAGCAGCAGUACGAAGCUGCGCAGACGAAAUCCAUUGCGGAGCUCAAAGCUUCGACUGACUUUUCGGUGCCAGCAAAGCUGCACUCCGAGCUUGUAGGUUUCAUGACAAAGCGGCCAAGACUCAUCGUGCAGAUGGCCAAUUUGGAGUCGAAGGGGAAAUGCUUGCUCAAGGAUGCAACACAGGAAGAUCAAGACCAGUUGACCCUUUUUGUGAAGUACUUCUUGAAGGUCCCCGGCUACAACAGCCGCGAUCUGACAGGCCAAACCCUUGACCUGCCCGAGAAUUGCCAAGAGCAUUUGCAAAACAAGGGCGGGACUUCAAUGGACGAUCUGAUGAGCUCUGCUGACGAGGCGAAGGAACAAAUGGAUGCGGCAGAAUCAGGUGCAGAGAUGCCAGAGCUGCAGUCCGAACGACUGCGAACGGCGGUGAGUCAAGACGCAGAAGCGAGCAGCUUGCUGCAAAGCGGAUCAUGGUCGGAUGCAUCCGAGGAGGCGAGACGCACACUCAUCCCCAUCUUCAUCGUCAUAUUGCUUGCCGUUUCCUUUAUGAUGCUGGCGGGGCUCUGCUUCGACUGGGCCCUAUACAGCAUCUCCGACCUGCAGAUCCAGCCUAAUUGGAUCGCCUUUGUGAUUGCCUUCGCGUGUGGUUGCUUUAUGGUCGUUGGCGCCUUUACUGUGGCGUGGCCUGUUGGUCUCGCGGUUCUCAUUGGCUCCGUGGCGGGUGCCUACUACCACAACAAAAAAAUCAUGAGCGGACCGAGCUUAUUGCAGGAACCCGACUCGAAAAUCUCGACGCUACAUCGAGCAGCUGUACAACUUCACUUGGGGAGCUGA
Symbiodinium natans is the source of this 2028-nucleotide messenger RNA. The record is from the annotation of a GenBank genome assembly. NCBI's taxonomy places the organism in Eukaryota, Dinophyceae, Suessiales, Symbiodiniaceae.